Anopheles bellator is the source of this 1733-nucleotide messenger RNA. Its product is annotated as cytochrome c oxidase assembly protein COX18, mitochondrial. Gene Ontology annotation, molecular function: membrane insertase activity. Gene Ontology annotation, biological process: protein insertion into mitochondrial inner membrane from matrix; mitochondrial respiratory chain complex IV assembly. Lineage: Eukaryota; Metazoa; Arthropoda; Insecta; Diptera; Culicidae. Gene Ontology annotation, cellular component: mitochondrial inner membrane. Bases 359 to 1405 code for a protein of 348 amino acids. The record is from RefSeq and is a predicted model, not a curated record. The transcript has 5 exons.
UUCUCGUUCUCAGAAACGUCAUUUUUGUUUAUCAAAGCAACCAUCUAAGCCUCGUAAGUUCCGAUUCAGUUGCGCACGGUGCGUGUUUUCUCCGUGGCCGAAAUAUAAAAUAGCAAUGUUCCCUCAGUUUGCGUACCUUCUGUUGGCCAUACUUGCGCUGGGUGUGAAGCGUGUUGCGGCGGACGGGUUGGACUUCGGCGAUGCCAGCGCACUGGUUAUUGCCAUUUUGCUAGGGAUCAUCGGCGUUCUGGCGUGCCUGGGACGGUACGCUCGCCGGCUUCAGGCCGAUCAGUUCUAACUUGGGCAAUCCCCAAACACAUCCAAAAACAAAUCCUUCAUUCCCCUCUAGUUUGUAAGUAUGAAUUACUGUUUGAAAAGUGUUCGAACCGCGACCGUGUUCGUCGGCACGCCACAGCGACAAAGUCCGCUGCUGACCACAACCCUCCGUUGGCACACUAAGCCUGCCCCAGAGUGUGCCGUGCGACACUUUUCCUACCAAGCCACGGUCGCUAGUUUCUGGCAAUCGCUCUCCCAAAGUACUCCGGUGGCCUACGUACAGCAGGGUCUGGUGGAUACCCACGAUUUCAGUGGGCUGCCCUGGUGGGCAACUAUCAUGAUCGCUACCGUGGGUCUCCGCACGAUCGUCACGCUACCGCUGGCGAUCUAUCAGAACAAAAUUUUUACCCGUUUGGAGAAAAUUUCUCUGGAAAUGCCUGAACUGGUCAAGGAACUCAAGCUCGAGACGGCGUACGCAAUCAAGAAAUUCAACUGGUCCGAGAAGGAAGCACGCAUCAUGUACAAUCGCUCGCUGAAAAAACAAUGGAGCAAACUAAUCGUACGGGAGAACUGCCACCCGGCGAAAACGAUGAUCCUGCUCUGGGGGCAAAUCCCGCUGUGGAUCGUACAAUCGGUCGCCAUUCGCAAUCUCGUCUCAAUGAUGCCGGAUCCCACCGCCAUCGGGGCACAGAUCGCCUACACUGAGCUAACGAUGGGUGGAUUUGGAUGGAUACCGAACUUAACGGAUGUGGAUCAUUCGUUGAUAUUUCCAGUAACACUCGGGAUCAUCAAUCUGGCCAUCAUCGAGAUUCAAUUGGCUUCGCGAACAAAGGUACCCUCGAAGCUACAGACUGUUUUUACGAACUUGUUCCGCGUGCUGAGCAUCGUUAUGGUACCGAUCGCAGCCACCGUUCCUUCGUGCCUCUGCCUCUACUGGGUCACCUCGAGUGCUUAUGGAUUGGGCCAAAAUCUGUUGCUACUUGCACCGCGCUUUCGACGUGCAGUAGGCAUUCCGAUUGUGCCAUCGGAACUGUCGCAUCCCUACCAACAUGUUCGCCAAACGCUCGCUGCAAAGCUCGGUCGUCUUGGGAUAGGUUCCUCCGGUGCCGGCUCCAGCACGAAAGCGUGAUCGUAGCGAAUCGUGAUCGAAUCAUAUAGUCGCCUUACUACGAAAAUAAGAGACAUGUUGGGAGUAAAAUGCCACGUCAAACAUUUAAGGUACAGAGUACAAAGGAACCGCAAAGGCUGGUCUUUGGUAGCUAUCCUUCCGUCGGUACGCGUCCACUCUACCGCUGUCUGAAGGAGCCGCGUCAGUUUCCUUAAACUCCGUGCUGGUGGAGCGACUGUUUGAGCUUCUCCUCGAUCCAGUCGCGGUAAAAGGCCACAUUCAGGUACACGCCCGGUUUGUUCGUGUAGCCGCAGUGUUUGCCCCACGACACGAUACCGGUCAGUGUGUA